Ooceraea biroi (clonal raider ant) is the source of this 6473-nucleotide messenger RNA. RefSeq lists its product as uncharacterized. Gene Ontology annotation, cellular component: nucleus; PRC1 complex. The record is from RefSeq and is a predicted model, not a curated record. Gene Ontology annotation, molecular function: histone binding; chromatin binding. NCBI's taxonomy places the organism in Eukaryota, Metazoa, Arthropoda, Insecta, Hymenoptera, Formicidae. Gene Ontology annotation, biological process: negative regulation of DNA-templated transcription.
GCCCUGACCUUCGACCUUAUCCCCUUCCAGCUUCUCUCGAGACCCCGUGCAGACCCCUACCAAGCGUACCUAGAGCCCUGACUCUACUUCGUAGCCGACUCGAGUGCGAGACUCUCGCGACGAAGCCGAGAGCUGUCUCGGCCCGGAAAAAUACAAAAGAGAAGGAACGUCGAGCGAGUGCGUACCUUGGAGAACGACGGAGUGCGUGUCAACGCGACAAUCCUGGCGUAAAAGUGCGUCUCGCGAGGUGAAGUGUUACCCGUCACGAAUUGCCGAUGUAUUCGUCGUGCGUUUGUCGCGUGCAAUGUUCUUACGAGUGUGAACGAGUGCGGUAUCGCGUAAUGAUGAGAUAUACAGUUUAGUUCCUGACACAUAGUAGGGUAAUCACUGUGCUGGGGGGAGAAAAUGCUGGGAAUUCGCGCGGAUCGAUCGAGUUUAACUGUACUUGUUUCGCAAUGCGAGGAGCCUCUCGUCUCGUCGCGAAGCGCACGCAGCUGUUACGCAGCGACGUUUCGUCACGGCGAUGAUAAGUCGACGCUCGGUGAAAGCUCGGAUGUCGAGCACGAGUGACACGAUGAAGACUGGCUUACGCGGAAUACCGUCGCUUCGAUCAAAUUAGUUGCACUACUUGGCGAAACAUCGGGGCGUGUUACGUCGGUGAAACCCGUGAACUACUUUCCGAUCCCUCGCCUCGAAUAUCGGCAAGACCUCCGACGCGUCGUGCGAAAUAGUAUGGCUACGGCGUGUUUUAUGAUCCGCGGGUAAGUGCACGAGGCCGCGUUCCUUUCUAGCGGCGAAGUGGCAAAACCAUCGUGAUAAAGGAACGUAACCGCCGCCGCGGCCUUAAGCCUGAAACCGCUGUGCCGCCAAUGGUACCUGCACGGCGCGGAACAUUGCGAAGCGUUGCCGCCGCCGCCGCGGCUGAACGGUUCCGCCGAGAGGCGCGAGGGAAAUCUGCAGUGGCUUUUUCCUUUUCGUCGGCCUAGGCAGGCGAACGUGCCAGGCCGCACCUAGCCCAGAGAUAGUUUCAUCGCGGCAUAAAACAGUAAUCUAUGGCCUCUCGCGUAUAUGCUCUUGCCGCGUAAGAACGAACGGAAUCUCGCCUGACGCUCGAGCGCGCGGCCUUUCCAGGUCGCGCGGAUGAUUGCGGGCCCCUACUGCUCAUCCGCGACGAAAAGCACGACGGCGUUUUUCCGUUUUCAUUGAAAUGAUCCGCUCGCGAGUUUAUCCCCGCAAAACACCUCGUCAUGUUCCGGUAUGCUAACUUUGCAUCGAGUAAUCGUGACGCGAUGUCCAGUUUAGGUGAUGCCACAUCUCCGAUGAACAUGUUCAGCCUCGAUUGGAGCCUCGGUUUUCUCCCAGACCGAUACAGAGGAUCCGAGAGAAACGGCUACGCCGACGCAGGCGGAAGCUCUUUUCCGUAUCACUUCGGUAAGCAGAACAUUCUGUACGGGGACGCGCUGAGCGUGGAGAGAACUCGCCCGAGAAAUCGUGGUCAAGGUGAGGUAUCGGGAGAAAACGUGUCUGCAAAUACGGGACCACGUAGCGGCGACCGUGGAGAGGCGGCGGAUCUAGGUACGCACACAGAAAAUAACGACGGGACCACCCUGGCAGCGAACACAGCGGUCGACGCCAGGGGCGGCAGCCCUCAGGGCGCCCACCUGUCCGGUGCGGCAACCCCUAGACCUCCCAGAGGUAGAAGGCGACAAACUCAGAAUGGUCUCGAUACCACUCAAGUUAAAACAGAACGACUCACGCCUGACAAUAAUUCGACUUCGUCGAGAAGCGUGACGCCUUCUUCGUCGAGUCAUCCGGGAACGCCGCCAAAUGCUACUUCCUUGGGUGGACCGGAGGGCCCACAGCCACCCCAUCAUCUCAAGCACAUGGAACAGAUGAUGGGGCGAAACUAUAGCGACUUUAUGAGGAGCCUCGCCGCCAAGUACAACAACGCCAAUCCCAACGAUUACUUCAGCACACCGAGAAACGGUUAUCCACCGGGUCUGGAUCCGAGGUUUCCGGCCUUCAAGACCGCAGCGACGCCAUUCGUUGGUUUGAUGGCGCCCUUAGGGGCUCCGCAACCACCGACCGUUCCAACAACCUCACCGCUCUCGAACAAAGACCCGAAGGAGCAGAAGCAAGACAGCCUAUUUGGUAAUCCCGUAUUUCCGCCUAUGAUCGAUAUGUCGUCCACCCAGGCUCUUUUGCACAUGGUGCGAUCUGCCAAUGCAGCACAAAACGCAGAAUUGGAGACUUAUCUCAAAGGCGCGAACAAAAGAGACACGGGAGUAACGAGUCCUUUGGAUCUUUCGAGUCCCGGCGGUUUUGCACCUCGUAAACGGCAAAGGCUGGAAACAAGGAGAUCAGAGAGCGUCUCUCCCAAACCGAAAUCUACUAUGAGACCAACCACACCUCCACCAAUUAGAUGUCCGUCACUCUGUGGUCAUAUGCCCUGCGGGGAAGGACAAGCCGUAAAUCGUUGGACUAUCGAGGACGUUGUUACUUACGUUUCAUCGAUCGACAUUUGCACCGAGUAUGCACAGAAUUUCCGGGAGCAUCGUAUUGAUGGUUCCUCGUUGCCGCUGCUCUCAGAAGAUCACUUGACAGGACCGAUGGGCAUGAAGCUCGGUCCAGCCCUAAAGCUGCGUGCGAUGCUAGCUCGAAAGCUCGGUGCUUGCACGGUGUGUCUCCACUGCGCUCACUGCCAUCAAACGCCGUUACCGGCAUUGAGCGCAGUGGCCGCGGCCGCGGCAGCGACGCAACAGCAGCAGCAGCAGCAACAACAACAGCAGCAACAACAGCAGCAAACACCGGGCCGACGACCCAGCAGCACCGGCAACUGACAAACAAUGGCGGAGACUCCCCCGUUGGGGUCGGAGACGGCAGCGAUCGGAAUGACCUCGACGCCACUGUCUCCGGACCCGAAUCGGGCCCUCAGGAUAGAACGGCGUGUACCGCGUCCGAUACGCAAGCCGGAAGUCGUCUUCAAGAAGCCUAUCAAACAAUGACACGCCGGGAACGACAAAGCGAAAGAAACCUCUUUCGUAGACUUUGUACAUUAGGGAGUAUGGAGACUCCGCCUGUUGUCAGUAAUUAAGUGCUCGGAGGGACUUUUAGCAAGGAGAAUUUAGACUGGGGCCCACUCAAGGUUGCAUUGGAGGAAACAUGAAAAAAGAAGAGAGAGGACAGACUUUGACAUACAGAACUGAAUGCUCAGAAAUCUUGUUGAGCGUUUUGUCGAGUAUAUAUCGGAAUAAACUAAUGCCUAAACUGUAGAGACCUGAAGGACCGCAGACGAAACUGGAAACUUGGAUCGCGAUGGUGAGUUACGUAGAACUCAGGCAAUAAUACGAAAUGACAAAGACAUGUUAUGUUAUUUAAUAACAUACCGUAAAACUGUAGACGUAAAUUCUGUUUGGUCUUUGACAAGUUACUCUGGUUGAGUAACACUUAAAUAGGUGAAUUGAGAAAAGAGAGAAACAGAAAAGAGAAUUUUAUUUUUGAAAAUUCUAUACGUAUGAAUAAGGAGCAAAUUAAAUAGUCACAAGAAAGAAGUUUGCAAAGUCUAACUGCGAAUCAUGGUAAAAUACAUAUCGUUACGAGGAUACAUCUAUGUACGGAAGCUGAAGAAUUAGUAAAAUAAUAACAAUUUCUGAACAUAAGCAUAUGUAUUACGGAUGUAUAUUCGUCAGUAAAAAUUUCUAAAUAUAUAUGCAGAUGAUAUAUUUAUGUAUAAGGACUUUUAAAUGUUUCAGAUUUAACACAUUUACAAUUUUUGCGCUUAGAAUACUGUAUUAUAUUUUCAAGAAGAAUCGCAAUCAGUAAAUAAACGAUAAAUAUUCCAAAAUACUAAAAUAAGAGAGAGCUGAUAAUUUGUUGUCAAAAUCAUCAAAAAAAUUCACGAAUAAAAUUAUCAUACCGCGAAGUUCUAUACAAUGAUUUGUUUCUACAUGAAAACAGUUAUAUAAAAACAUAGAUUAUUUUAUAUAGGAUGCAAUUCCAGUACUUAAAUAGUACAUUUUGCAUUAUUGUGAGAAAUGGGAAAUUGUGAGUAAAUUUUAUGUAAGAAUGCUGAAUAUGUAACACACUAUUAUUUUCUAUUUAUAUUAAUUUGUGUUGCAAAAUAAACGAUUGUCUUCCAUCAUACAAUGACAAAUACACCAGAGAGCUUUUUAUUUAAACAUUUCCGAUUAAAUUUUAUUCUUUUAUUUUAUUAAAUUAAAUAGCUUGAUCAUAAUCUCUGGAAAUAUAUAGAUUUGAUUUAUGUUUAAUAGACUUUGCAUUUUUCUAUAACAGCUUUUAAAACUUUCAUAUACUUAGAAAGAGCAGAAAAUUUUAUUUAUUUCCGAGUAAUGUCUCUCAAGAUUUAGUGUGUUACGUCGACUAUUAAAAAUUAGCUUAAUGAUAAACGCAUUCAAGUCUUUCUUCUUAAUAUUUGCGAGAUGGAAAAAGUAAUCGAAAAUCAAUCAACUGAGUGCCUAUUUUUGUAAAGUCUUCCAAUAUGAUGUCGUCGAGUGAUUAUCGCAAUCGAAUUAGUUUUCAGUGUGCGAUAAUUUGUUGCAUUACUCUCGAUUAUCUGGAAUUACAUCUUUGGAUCGUCAAUCGGCGAUCGUAACGGCCGAAGUCACGUUUUUGUAUGGCAUUUCGAAAUGCCGAGAGAAAACGACAAAAAUGUCAACUUGACUUCGAAAAGAAAGGAAUAAAAAGGAAAAGAGUAUGUGUGAAUACACGUACAUGUGUACAUAUGUCGAAACUAAUGCGCGCGUGCGAGAAUGCGUGUGUGAAAUGGAUGUAAGUAGAUAUAUAAAAAAAUGACGAUUUAAUUAGGGAGACUUACGUGCAAUAACAAUAAAUACGUUUCGACGCGAUAACUUUUAACUACCAUAGGAGAGAUACGUAUUUGCUCAAAUCGUUAUUUCUUUUAUAUAUUUUAACAAAGUUUUUUAUAUACGAUAAAUAUACUAAAUUAUAUUUUUGCUAACGUUCCACGUGCAAAAGUAAAAUCCAUGUGCGAGCAUACACAAAUCCUACACACAUAUACACGCACACGUACACACACAUACACCACAUACAUACGCGCAAUAUAUGGACGACAACGACACAUUUCACGUGCGACGGACCCCUAUAGCUCGUAGGGAAUUGUACAUUAGCGCCUUUUAUUUCGUCCCCUUUAAUUUUCCAGAUUUAACGUAAACGUCUAUUUAUUUAGAAAUGUAUCCGUUGCCUUAUUGUAUUUGCGACAUAACGAUUAAGACAUAGGAUGGUGGUAGGGCGAUGCGAAACCGCGCUUCCGCGUAUCACUCGUAAGAGAAAGCAGGUGUGGCAAAUGAAUCAGUUUGUAAGACGAGCAGUAUUUUUAGAUUUACAUUAGCCUGAAUUUACUGCAGACUAUAUAAACUUCUAAUUGUAUGUUAUAUACAGACACAUACGUACACGAGACACAUAUGUACACGUCCGAGCACGUGUGUGACACGUGCGUCCGCGCUCCCGAGGCUCGUGUUACGUCAAAGAAAAUGCAAGAAUAUUUGAAAGCGCAACAUUUUGAAACGUUUUAAACGUGUCAAAACCCAACGUAAAAAAUUAGCAAUAAGAUUUGUUAUUAAACUUUUUUUUAAUUAAAAAGAAAGAAAUUGUAUCUUCUGUAGCUAAUGAUAUAAUAAUUAGACAUGUAAUUACGACAUUAAAUUUGUUUCUAUUUUAUGCAGGGAAAUAUUAUAUUUAUACGUUACAGCAUCUUUACAUGCCUCUUAUUUAUCAUUAGCGAUAUGAUGUUGCAAAUCAUGUACAUCCAUACAUAAUUUAUGCAAUUAAGAAAACAUUUCUUUCUUUGUUAUUUAAUAAAUAGACUUUCGGAAAGCUGUUCCCUUGUCUUGAAUGGAAUAUCUUUUGUUGUAUAACGAACUCGGGAGCGCUAACACUAAUCGAGCUUUAGCGGCUUUUACUUAAACAAGAUCACUGUACAUAACGCUUAAGCAUUUAUUUAUGUCGUGCUUCUACAAAUGUCCCGUAGUAUUUUAUUUAGUAUCUUAGUCGAGAUUCAUGCGCUACUAAUGCGUAUCACAAGCGCUACGUAUUAAUUAUUUCGUGCAGCAUUUCUGCUCGAUGGAAAAAAACGGACGAGAAAGGAAGAAUUACAUCGAUAAACGAUGAUCGAUACUGUUAGCGAAGGAUCACUCAAUCUCGCAUACAGAUUAAAGAGAGAUGGCAAAACAGGCGAUAAGGCAAUUUUUUGUGAUAUUUCCAGAUUUUCCUCAUCCUUCGGUAUACUCUACUCUGGAAAAUCGAUCUUAAAAUCGAUCGGUUUUACAAUAUGUAUCCAUCCCAUUUCAUCCCUGAUCUCCCUCCGACUCUUUUAUUUCUCCAUCGCGAACCUGUCGUGUAUUAUCGUACGAUUAACUGUCAUAUCAUGUAUAGUAGAAAUUAAUGGUGAAAAGAGGAAAAAAACAGUACAUUGUUUCUGUUAAAAUAAACUUUGU